This is a messenger RNA of Candidula unifasciata, 585 nucleotides long. The record is from the annotation of a GenBank genome assembly. NCBI's taxonomy places the organism in Eukaryota, Metazoa, Mollusca, Gastropoda, Stylommatophora, Geomitridae.
AUGAAGGAAAUGCAAAAGAAAGCACAAUUCACAGUUGCCCCUUCUACUUCCGAGCCAUAUAAGAGACCGUCAGCAUCAGUGAAACCAAACCCACCGAAAAUCCCGGAAAAGAAAGUUGAGCCACCAGAAGUGUUUGAUGAUAGCGAUGAAGAGUCGCUAAGUGAAAUUGAGUCGCUGGACUAUAGUAUAUUGGAACCACAAGAAACUGGUUGUUACCUAGAAUCCAUCAGAGAUUUCUUUCUGGGGGAUGUAACAGCUUCUUCGGCGUUCAGACAGUUUGCAAUAGGAGGUGUUUUUGGAUGGAUAUCAGGUUACUUAGCAAAGAAGGUUGGACAAUUGGCUGCGAUUUGUGUGGGUGGUGGCCUCUUUCUGACCCAAUUGGCACAGUACCAGGGCUACAUUAAGGUGGACUGGACUAAGGUGAAACAUUGUUUAACCCAGCAGGAUGCCAAGGUGAAAAAUUUUGUAAUGAAGCACAGGCAUUCAGUGCAGACAUUUUAUGAGGAGAACUUCUUCAUGGCCACUGGCUUUACCGCAGGAGUAGCUUUUGCCUUCUCAUUAAUAGACAUAAUCAUGCCCAUAUAA